Molecule: messenger RNA, 1831 nt
Organism: Talpa occidentalis (Iberian mole)
Lineage: Eukaryota; Metazoa; Chordata; Mammalia; Eulipotyphla; Talpidae
Gene: CUNH12orf43
Product: chromosome unknown C12orf43 homolog
Exons: 6
Coding region: 6-821 (271 amino acids)
Biological process (GO): negative regulation of Wnt signaling pathway; Spemann organizer formation; Wnt signaling pathway
Source: RefSeq, a predicted model, not a curated record
CCAAGAUGGCGGCGCCCAAUGGCUCUGUGAGCGAUUCGGAAAGUAGUAGCAGUAGCGGCAGCGAUGCGGAGGAGCUGGCGCGGUGUCGCGAAGCAGCGAUGCCUGCUUGGGGCUUGAAGCAGUGCUCAAAGGGCCCAGAGAAACCGAGAGCCGUUUCCAUUAUUUCCACAGAUGCUGCAAAUAAUCAGUUGCCAACCACACAACCAAGUCUCAGGCAUAAGGUGGAUGAGCAUGAGCAAGAUGGCAACGAGCUUCAGACCACCCCUGAAUUCCGAGCCCACAUAGCCAAGAAGCUGGGAGCGCUACUGGACAGCUCCAUUACCAUCUCAGAAGUAGUGAAGGAACCAGCAAAGGUUGGGGUACAAAAUGUUGACUCCGAGGAUGACGGCUUCCGCCUUUUCUUCACGUCCAUCCCUGGAGUCCCUGAGAAGGAAACUUCCUCUGUGCCCCGCCGAAAGCGAUUGCCUUCCAGCUCCAGCAGUGAGAGUGGUGAUGAAGAAUGGCAGAGGUGCCGGGAGGCCGCCGUGUCGGCCUCUGACAUUCUCCAGGAGUCUGCCAUCCAUAGCCCUGUCAAGGUGGAGAAAGAGGCAAAAAAGAAGAAGCAAAAGCUGAAAAAGAAAGCCAAGAAGGAGGCCAGCGCCGACCUGGCCACCAUAAACAAGGCCAUGGUCGGGAGGCAGGAAAAGGAGUCAGCCCAGCUCAACGGUGACCAGGUAUCAUUUGGAACCAAAAAGAAGAAAAGGAAGAAAAAGGCAAAGAAAGCCAGUGAGGCUUCCCCAUUCCCACCAGCACAGAGCGCAGCAAGCGUGCCUGCAAACUGACCCAGCCUCUGGGCUCGGGGCCCAGCAGCUCUGAGGACAAGGCACCCCCGAGAACAGCCAUUUCCAAGCCCUGCCUCCCUACAAGUCCAGACUCAGUCAUGGUGUGGUUUGUCUGAGGCAUUGGUCAUAGGGUGAGUUUCCUGAGUGAUACAGUGCCCUGCUGUGUUCUGCUGCAGGCUGGGGUAAACCUGUGACACCAGAACAUUCCAUGGCCUCCAGAAGUGCCUCCCAGCCUUUCAAGACUGAUAGCCACUCAGUAAAGCUCCCUCCAUCUCCCCAGGACUGUCUGAGGCCAGCAAGUGAAGGGAGGCCUUCUCUUCCCCUCCACCUCCUCAGCCUGGUGUGGGUGAUGACCUUUAAAACAUGAGGGAAGGGGAUCCCGAGAUGCCAGCGCCCACAGAGUUUUGUACUUCUCCCUUCAGGCCACACAGACUUGAUACAACAUUGUCUGAAAAACAAGGAGAGAGAUUUUUUUUUCCCCCUUGUUUUCUAGAAUUUUCUUUCUGCCUAUCUGUGAAUAUACCAGGCACAAUCGUGCCUGAGCCAAACAGAUUAUUGGAAAUAAGUUGUCGGGACACAAAAUACAACAGAGUGGUGUGGGUGCUGCGUCCCUACCAGAGCUGACUCUUUGUAUGUUAGGUAAGUGUCACAGUCGGGGUGCCCUUCUGCCUGUACCCCAGCUGUGUUCCUUUGCACACUUCAAGACUGUAGGGAGAAUCCCAGCACUCGUGGACUGGGUUGCUGUAGACAGUCUGCAGAAGCAGCCAGGGCGCAAGGUGAGAUGCGGGCCUUCUCACCCGGCCUUGGCUCUGGUGGGGGAGAGGGGCGGGGUGUGAGGGUGUUCUGAGCCGGCUACUCAGGCCCCAGCCCCCUCAGCCUCCCUCUGCUCAACCGCAUGUAAGGGCCAGGGGAACAAGCAAGAAAUUUCCUUAUGUUCCUCAUUUACUUUACUAAAAGUUAAAUAAAUGCACAGGCUCACCCACAAUGGUACUGGUUCUCCCGGCUGCUUU